Molecule: messenger RNA, 552 nt
Organism: Penicillium canescens
Lineage: Eukaryota; Fungi; Ascomycota; Eurotiomycetes; Eurotiales; Aspergillaceae
Product: putative phosphoglycerate mutase family protein
Exons: 3
Coding region: 1-552 (183 amino acids)
Molecular function (GO): catalytic activity
Source: RefSeq, a predicted model, not a curated record
AUGUUGCUGCAAUUGGUUCUCACGACUUUAUGCCUCGUUCUCGGGGUUGUGUCUGCCCAAAAUCCGACAGUCUACAUCAUUCGGCAUGGUGAGAAGCCCGCUAAUAAGGAUGACCACGGCCUCACCCUGGAUGGGAUCAAGCGGGCGCAAUGUCUGCGCAGUGUUUUCGGAGAGGGAUCGGGGUACAAUAUUGGGCAUAUUAUGGCGCCUCAUGUAAGAGAGGAUGGCGCGCACCGCCGUGCAUUCCUAACUGUCCUUCCUCUCGCAAAUGAUCUCGGUCUGACUGUUGAUACUCACUGCAAGCGUAAGAAGGUGGAAUGUGUUGCUGAGACGAUUAGGUCCUAUGAUGGACCGGGCAAUAUUUUGAUUGCGUGGCGACACACAAAUAUGGGUGGGAUUGAGGAGGCGCUUGGUGCAUAUGAGCCUAUCGAGUACCCGGAUGAUCGCUUCGAUCUCAUUUGGACAGACCCUUGGCCCUAUGGCAAUGUUACGCAGGUUGAGAGCGAGGGUUGUCCCGCAUUGGACACAGGUCGUCUGGUGGAGCAGUCUUGA